Molecule: messenger RNA, 315 nt
Organism: Zasmidium cellare ATCC 36951
Lineage: Eukaryota; Fungi; Ascomycota; Dothideomycetes; Mycosphaerellales; Mycosphaerellaceae
Exons: 3
Coding region: 1-315 (104 amino acids)
Source: RefSeq, a predicted model, not a curated record
AUGAUAGGUGCAAGACAGUAUACGUGCACGCUCUACAACUGGGACUCGACGAACGUUGCCGCGAGGAUUUUUGAUAAGAAUGCGCACGAUGACAAGGAGCAGUUUGCACGAGCGUAUAUCACGAGUAGUGAUUAUCUUGUUGCGGAUGUUAUGGGUGACGUGAAGAAUCAUGUGUGGCACACGGAUUUUACAAUGCUCUCUUUCGUCCUCAUCGCCGCCCUCUCGGCCAUUGGCGCACAAGCCAACCCGCUCCAAACCCGUGACUCCACCACCGCCAUCAACGCCGGCAGCGGCACCUGCGCCGCUCCCAACUAA